Penicillium vulpinum is the source of this 681-nucleotide messenger RNA. RefSeq lists its product as uncharacterized. The coding region runs from base 1 to 681 and encodes 226 amino acids. The record is from RefSeq and is a predicted model, not a curated record. Lineage: Eukaryota; Fungi; Ascomycota; Eurotiomycetes; Eurotiales; Aspergillaceae. Gene Ontology annotation, cellular component: cytoplasm. The transcript has 3 exons.
AUGGCAGUUGACUGCAUCCCUAUGGCCUCAGGCCACAAUCCACACCACCCAUUCACCCAACUCGGCCAAGAUCGACACCAAAACGUGGGGACAAGUAUAGGAAGCAACAAUCCAUACGCCCGCUACAUUUCACCAUCAUCGGCCUAUUCUCGACGGUCGCGUUCCGAGUCUGUGAACUCCGCGCCUUCUAUCUGGUAUUCCGGUACCCCCGAACAUUACCCGGUUGAGCCGAGACGCAAACGCGAGCACUCUGCUCCUCAUCGUCGCCGCAACAACAAGUAUUCCCGCCAUUCACAGCUUGUGCAACCAGAUAUCAUCGACAAGCUGGACGAUGUCACCAAUUUCUCUUAUCAUCACGAGGGUCCGUACGACGCAGCGCGCCCUGAAAGAAACCGCUUUGUUCAAUCCAGCCCACUUGAGGCUGUGAAGGAGUCCAACGCCGAGGCACUCCGGGCGACUCCCAACCACAAAAUCGCCGACGCUCUAAACAAGUACUCUUACGAAGAGGGCUCGAACAUGAUGAACGACUUUGCUGGUAACUUUAUGCGCAUUCCUGGCAUGAAAUUCACCGAUGAGGACUUCAAGAAUGAUCCUUUCUACAACCGUCCCCUGGUGAAUCCCUUCUCUGAACUACGAAGGAAGAUCAGUCUGCGACUCAAGAAACGACGCAACACCAAUUAA